Molecule: messenger RNA, 3442 nt
Organism: Neoarius graeffei (lesser salmon catfish)
Lineage: Eukaryota; Metazoa; Chordata; Actinopteri; Siluriformes; Ariidae
Gene: gpr146
Product: G protein-coupled receptor 146
Exons: 2
Coding region: 363-1352 (329 amino acids)
Biological process (GO): G protein-coupled receptor signaling pathway
Cellular component (GO): membrane
Molecular function (GO): G protein-coupled receptor activity
Source: RefSeq, a predicted model, not a curated record
GUGUACACACGGUAGAGUUGAUCGCGGCGCUCGCGCUCGUAGUAAACUCAGCAGCGUCCUCCUCCAUUAGUGCGCUUUGAGCGCGAGCUCCUGCGGCCGAGAGAAAAGAAACGAAAACAAAAACAAACAAACCGGGACUGCCUCUAUAUAUGACGUUAUUUACGGCAAAGUCGCUUUCCCGGACAUCCUCGCGUGUGGAAUCGCUUUUACAAGAAGUUGUGGAUCACAGCGGGGCUGUGUGAGGAGAGAGAGGAGGAGAAAUGUCAGGGGAAGUAAAGCAGGACCCGAAGCCUCCAUAGGAGCAGAAAUCAGCCCUGUCGUCGAUCCAGUGCUCCGGAGUGGAACACAGCUGUGUCCUCGCGAUGUGGAGCUGCAUGGGUUAUAAUGAGACAGAAGGCAACACUGACCUGGCUGUUUGCUGGGACUUGGGCCUCGCUCUGUCCAUCUUCUCCUUCUUUUACCUCAUUGUGUGCUUCCCUGUGGGGCUGUGCUACAAUGCCCUGUUGGUGGCAGUGAACCUCUCCAACAAGAUGUCCAUGACGAUGCCGGAUGUCUACUUUGUGAACAUGGCUAUUGCUGGGCUUGUGUUGAACCUGGUAGCUCCAGUCGAGCUCCUGGGCCCAGAUUUCAUGCGCUGGCCUGCGUGGGAGCAUAAUGAUGAGGUGUACAUCACCCUCCUCAUCCUGUUCAACAUCUCUUCCCUGGUUAUCAUGUACUCAACAGCAUUGCUCAGCCUAGACUACUACAUUGAGCGGGCACUGCCACGCACCUACAUGUCUAGUGUUUACAACACCAAACACGUGUGCGGCUUUAUCUGGGGCGGCGCCGUCCUGACUAGCUUCUCCUCGCUACUCUUUUAUGUGUGCAACCAUGUGUCGGCUAAGAUCCUCGAGUGCUCCAAGAUGCAGAACAAAGAAGCUGCCGACGCCAUCAUGACACUCAUCGGGUAUGCCGUGCCGGCUGCCGCCGUGCUCUACGCCCUCUGCCUCAUUCUGCGCAUCCGCAAGGAGGCCACGCCCUUGGACCAGGACUCAGGAAGGAUGGAUCCUUCUAUCCACAGGCUGCUCCUGGCCUGUGUGGGUGUGCAGUUCGUCCUGUGGACACCAUACUACACCACACUGAUGCUGCUGACGGUGGUCGAUGCGCCCUGGAUGCAGAGAGCUGGCACUUACGCCUUUCUGAGAGGCUUUUCACAGCUGCUUGCCUUCUCCAGCAGCUUCAUCAUGCCACUCAUGUACAGGAAGAUGAACAAAAACUUUGCCCACAAGCUCCAGCAAUUGUUGAAGAGGCUGCCUUGUGGAAAGCAGUCGUGUCCUCAUGAACACUCUGUUAUACAGCAGGUGAUCACGUGAGGACCUGGUGAUCGGAGCUUUGCUGCUCUUUGCUGCACAAAACACAGACCUCUGGAAAACUGUGAAACUGUGGAAUCUCUCUCAUGAUGCUUAACUUUUUAACCAGAUCUGCUUUAUUGCGUCUUACGGCCAAGACUGGAGAAGAAAACCAAUCCGUAGAACUCACCCACGCUCUGGAAGGGAAACUUGAACUCAAACCUGGUAGCAGUCUGUUACAGGAUAUUACACAGGCUUUUCUUCUGUGCUUAGUGACCAACUUGAAGGCAUUUAGCUGAAAGCUAUAUGUUGAUUGAGGCUUCUAAAGUUACCCACAAUGCUUGGGUUCUGGAGUGUGAUCAUGCCUCUCUUCAUUAAAGAUAGCCAAUUCGUAAAUGUUACGAUACUAGAAAACAUUGUUUAUAAUAAAUGCCUUAGAUUAAUGCAAACGCUGCUCCUCACUUCCUCCUGAGUUUUGACAUAUAUUACUUUCUGCAGCUGAACCCGAAGCAUUUAAUUGUUAAAUCAAAACCAGUGAUGGAAUAAUGUUAUUUAUUCUAUCCACUUUCACUGGAUAUGAGCAAUCGCACGCUCUGAUUGGCUACUGUGCUACUAGGAUAUCAGCUCAUAUACCAUGAGUAGGGAAAAACAAAAUGACGGUGCAUGUUGCUGAAUCAACUGAGGCCGAAAUAAAAACUCUACUCCAAAACAAAACCCCAAAAAUACAAAAAAAAAGCAACAAAAUAUGGAAUAAAAGUAUUUGAUGGUAAGAAGGUAUCUUUUAUUUUUCAAGAAUUAUUAUUAUUAUAACAUUUUUCACAAAUUGCUACUGUCAUUUCGUCAGUUUGUUUAUAUUCUAAGCAGAAAUGAUUUUGUCGGACAUUUUGGAUAAAGUUUUCAUUUAGCGGAUUUGCAAAAAAUAAAAAAUGCUCCGUUUCUUAAAAUCCAGUGAAUGUGGAUAGAAUAAAAGAGUUAUUCCACUCAAUCUCGUCGUACACAGCUUAUAGCCGAUUCGGCGCGUAUCAGCUCAUGUACAACUCAAUUUUGUGGAAUAACUGUCAAAUGUGUAUCAUGGAUAUCAGGAACAAGUAGCUACGUCCUGUUGGUUACUCCAUUUUCUUUUUUUUUUUUCUCAAGUCAUCGGAGGUGGAGUAAAAAAAACCUUCAAGCUAUUUCCUUUCAUUUUGUGAAUCUGACAAGAAACGGGUAUUUUGACACACUGAGAGCGACAGUGAUAAACGUUGGCCAGUGUCUCUUGCGUGAUUAUUUGCAUUGCUUGUCCUUUUUAAUGUGUUAUAGUACAAGUAAUAAAAUCCCACUGCAAAUGAGAUGCUGCAGGAAACCCAGCAUUCGACUUCAGUUAAUAAUUAUUUAACUCUGACCAAAGUCUCAUUGAUUAUCGUGAAAUAUUUUAAGAGUAAAUAUUGGUCAGUUUGAUGCCAUUGGCCUAAAUCGAGUCAGUAACUGCAAAGUCAAGGGAAAAAAAUAAUUACAUAACAUAUAACAAAUAAAGUAUGCUGUACAUUUCUUGACUAGACUUACCUACUUGUACAUGAUCGUUAACCAGAGUAUUAAGAUUCUUACUCUUCAGACAGAACUCUUUCUGCAUUAAAGACCCGUGUAUGAAAUUAAAACGUUAUACAUAUAAAAAACCCAAUCGAACAGACAAGCAGCACUUCUAGCGCCAAGACACUGUUAAAGUUUAACAGGCAGGAAAUGGCGCUCCUGCUUGCAUGAAGUUUUACCGUAAGCUUAAGUAUGUAUACUUCAGUUCUCGUCUCCUUGGUCUUGAGCCAAUGAAUUUUUAUGACAAAAUGAAUAGAUUUAUGUAUUUUUUUUAAACAAAGUACUGUAUGUGUAUUGACAGAGAAAAUUGUAUCAUUUAAAAUCCAUUUAUGUAAGCAGAGGAAAGAAUAUAUUUAUGUCUAGUUAUCUAACCUUUAAACGAUUAAACAGUAAUCGUAAAGCUAUGGUCAUUGCUAGUGUGUUUACACCCGUAUAAAUGUAUAUAUGAAAUAUAUGUGUAUAUACUGUAUGUCAGAGAUUUUACAGGAAUAGACAUCAUUUCAGAAUUACAGUAUUGUUUCUCAGAGAUUUAUGUAGUCACUAUUGAG